This is a messenger RNA of Tigriopus californicus, 3075 nucleotides long. Its product is annotated as cytosolic carboxypeptidase 6-like. The record is from RefSeq and is a predicted model, not a curated record. The transcript is spliced from 11 exons. Gene Ontology annotation, molecular function: zinc ion binding; metallocarboxypeptidase activity. Bases 59 to 2518 code for a protein of 819 amino acids. Gene Ontology annotation, biological process: proteolysis. NCBI's taxonomy places the organism in Eukaryota, Metazoa, Arthropoda, Copepoda, Harpacticoida, Harpacticidae.
GACUUUGAUUUGCCACCUCAUAAAUAAAAAGAACCCCGCCCAAGAGUGAUCAUUCCUAAUGGAUGGGAGUGGCACGAACAUGUGCAAGGCUGUCAACAUUGAAGGUUGUGCAGUGAAGGCCACCUUUUGCUCCAUGGUUUGUGUUGGCGAUUCGGACGACUCUGACACCGAAGGCGGUUUGGGUAACGUGGAGCGAGUUGUUAUGCGGCCACCAGGCCAUUCUGGUAAGGCCAAGCAAGGCCACUUAUGCUUCGAUGCCUCCUUCGAAACAGGAAACCUUGGUCGGGUGGAUUUCAUUACGGAAAAUGAAUAUGACCUUUUCAUUCGUCCGGAUACAAGCAAUCCUCGAGUUCGAUUUUGGUUCCACUUCUCCGUAGAAAAUGUGAGGAAGAAGCAACGAAUCAUUUUUAACGUGGUCAAUUUGAGUAAAAGCAGGAAUCUAUUCCAACAAGGAAUGGCGCCUGUAGUUCGAUCUACCAAUCGUCCCAAAUGGCUGCGAUUACCUUCGAGUCAGGUGUACUACUAUCGGUCGCCAGAACAUUCGAAUAAAGUCGUGCUCUCGUUUGCAUUUGUUUUUGAUAACGAGGAGGAGAGCUUCUAUUUUGCACUCACAUUUCCCUACUCCUACACAAGAUGCAUGACGGUACUGCGUCGAAUUGCCAACGACUACCCCGAUAUUGUGACGAUGAAAUCGCAUUGCCAAACUAUCUCAAAAAGGGAUCUGCCUGUGAUAGAGAUUUGUCAGACGACUUCUUCUACUGCGUUUACUAGCAUUGCAACUGCAACUACUACAACAACAACAACUACUACAACUACAAUUACAACUGCAUCCACUGCUACUUCUAUUGCUAAUGUUAUGACUGAGGAAGACUCUCAAUCGAGAACCAAUGACGACUUAGCCGAAGCAGGAACUCAACCGCAAAUUGGACCAAGCGAGAUGAAACGACAUUCCAUUGCCAUAUUGGGCCGAACUCAUGCGGGAGAUUCAAGUAUUUCUUUUGUUAUGCAAGGUAUUUUGGAGUUCCUAUCGAGCUCUCAUAAGAUUGCCCAAGAUCUAAGGGAACAUCUUGAUUUUCACAUAUUUCCAAUGCUCAACCCCGAUGGGGUCUUUCUGGGCAAUGCCAGGACCACUCUUCUUGGUAUGGAUCUGAAUCGUUGUUGGAACCUUGACAAUCCUUAUAUCGUUGAAACCCAAACCAUCAAAAAGUAUAUUCUACAACUAAGUGAGAACUCAACACUGGACUUCAUAAUGGAUUUUUUCGGUAAUACCACUUUGACUGGUAUGUUUGUUCAGGGGAAUGCCUCAGAUUCCGUAUAUCGCUUUGAACGGCACAUUGUUCUGCCCAAAUUGAUGGCUCAAAACUGUCCCGAUUUCGAGACUGCCAACGUUAUGUACAACGAUGAUCCGGAAAAAGCUGGGACAGCCCGCAGGUUUUUCUGGUCAACCAUCGGAGGGGAAACCAACGUUUAUUCGGUGGAAGUUUCCCAACAUGGAUUCUCCUUAGAGGAUGGAACAAUUCAACCCUACUCAGAGGAAGAUUAUCUGAUUCACGGGCGUCGAAUUAUGAGAUCCUUAUGGGAAUAUUACAAAGUAACCGGAGUUAUCAAGAACAACAUUUCUGCCUUGGAGCUCUCAGGCAGAACCGAUGCCUGUUCUGAAAGUACAAAAGAAUUAGGAUUUUCACUAAUAAGACUGCGAAACAUAUCUGAACAACGACAGAUUUUUUCGUCUCUGGAAUCUCUCAGCUCAGACUCUAGUCUUGGUUCCAAUAAGGAUGAUCUCACCAAAGAAGCUGUUCUACAUUCAAAGACUGAUCUCAAAGACGAUGACAAUGGCUCCUCAGAGUGCAACCAACGGCUCAUGUUCAAUGAAAAUAUUCGUCUCAGGGACAUAAGCUCGUGGAAAGAAGACUAUGAACGAAAUGAAGGACUCGAUUCUCAUCGCAUUUGCCCCAAGAGCAACACAAGUAGGAUGUUAUCUGAGGAUUUUCGAGUCACACAUGUUCCACGGCUGGCAGUGAUUGGCAAGCCCUUAACCACAGGACACGAGAGCUCAGACUUGGCAUUUUCUCCUGAAAACGGUCCAAAUAUGGAACAAAUUGAACGAGAAUCCCUAAGACCAAAUUCAAGAACUGGGAUGCAAUCCAAUAUGGGUCCACAAGACGGCUUCAUGCAGAUUUCCUCGUUAGGAGUGGGGAAAGGAACCGAUUCACUGACAGUCCCCUCUGAAGAAUACAACCUGAACCUUGGACAGCUUCAGUAUAAAAGUGUGGGCGGAGGCGGAAAAGUGGUGACCACUUUUAAAGGGUCAAAUUUCAAGAAACCCACGACACCUACAGAGAAUCGAGCACACCAUUUGGACAUUUACAUCAAACCGAUCAGCUUGCAAAAGGCAGAGCGAACCGACAUGGUGCAAGCGGAACAAAAGCCCGUUUUGAAUAGAAAGCGGAGUAAGAAAAGGAAGAAACCAUCAUCAAAGGCAUUUCAUCCAGAUAUUAUUGUGUCUGACACUCAGUAACGGUAUUUUGCGAUGAAUUUGAAACAUAAGCUGAAAAUAUGAUCAUGCGUUGACCCACGAGACGAACUGAAAAUCAAGCCUGCUCCUCACUCAAAGGCAGGGUAGUAAUAACGAGGUCUAUCAAAAAUAGAAGAGGGUAAGAUGUCAUAAUGUAUUCUGAAUAAUAAGAAUGCAUGUAUUGAUUGGCAUUAAUAGCUUAACUUAAUAACUUAAGGUGUGUGUUACUUUUUCUAUGAACCAAAGCGGAAGGUUUUGAAUCAAAUUGCUUAAGACUCUCACACAAUGAUGGAACUGAUUUUAGUGACCGCUCCUAGACCAUGAUAUCAGGAUGCUUCAAAACAUGAUUUUCAAUUAGAAGUCAAAGAAAUAUGUGCCUACAUCAAAAUUCAAUUUUGCGUUGAUGUUAAGGCAAGACUAAAUUUCUUAGCCCAAACAGCACCAAGAUCGUGAAAAACAAUAAUCAAGCAAUACUUGUCUUAAAACUACCAUGAUACAUGAAUAAUCAAACACAUCAAAAGCAUUUUUUCACCUUUUUAUUACUUGUAAUAAAGUUUCGA